Molecule: messenger RNA, 383 nt
Organism: Staurois parvus
Lineage: Eukaryota; Metazoa; Chordata; Amphibia; Anura; Ranidae
Source: the annotation of a GenBank genome assembly
ACUGCGGACACAGUACAGGAGAUGGCCAGAGACUGCGGACACAGUACAGGGGAUGACCAGAGACUGCGGACACAGUACAGGAGAUGGCCAGAGACUGCGGACACAGUACAGGAGAUGACCAGAGACUGCGGACACAGUAUAGGGGAUGACCAGAGACUGCGGACACAGUACAGGAGAUGACCAGAGACUGCAGACAUAGUACAGGAGAUGACCAGUGACUGCGGACACAGUACAGGAGAUGACCAGAGACUGCAGACAUGACCAGAGACUGCAGACAUGGUAAAUGGUAGCCCCAUGAUUCUGCGAACGCCACUGGGGAUUCCAGGGAUCUGUCGAGCGGGAAUUGACGUCAUCAGCCGGCACACAGAGAAGGAAAGCCCAAA